UUGUUUUGCAGCUCACAAGGCGGCAGCUACAAGCUACCGCUGUAGAGUGUAGAGUACUGUAUGUUACACAAGGUUCCAGGUGCCAGGGCGACGUCGUCAACCGAAGCCGAGGGUAGCUCCGAUCCUGAGAAUGGAGCCCACCACCAUGGUCGCUCGACGAUCCGUGGCGUUCGUCAUACUCCUCAUCGCCGUGGCCGCUCGAGCGGUUUUUGCCAUCACCGAAGGCCUGCUACCAAACGGUCAUUUUGAGCAAGGACCAGCCAAGUCGGAGAUGAACGGCACCAGGGUGCUAGGCCGCUACUCCAUACCGCACUGGGAGAUUUCAGGGUUCCUGGAGUACAUCGAGUCCGGCCAGAAACAGGACGACAUGCUCCUCCAGGUCCCGGAAGGCGAGCGCGCCGUGCGGCUGGGCAACGACGCCACCAUCCAGCAGCAGCUAGCAGUGACCCGGCACACGUACUACUCCAUCACCUUCUCCGCGUCGCGCACCUGCGCCCAGGCCGAGAAGCUGAACGUGUCGGUCACCCCGGAGUCCGGCGUCCUCCCCAUCCAGACGGUGUACACCAGCAGCGGCUGGGACUCCUACUCCUGGGCCUUCAAGGCCAGGCACAGCACCGUGUGGCUCUCCAUCCACAACCCCGGCCACGAGGAGAACCCGGCGUGCGGCCCCCUCAUCGACCGCGUCGCCGUCAAGACCCUCCGCUCUCCCCAUCACGUCAAGACAGACAACAUGUUGAGGAACGGGGACUUCGAGGACGGGCCCUACAUCUUCGCGGACACGCCGUGGGGCGUGCUGGUUCCGCCGAUCACGGAGGACGAGCACUCGCCGCUGCCUGGGUGGAUGAUCAUGUCGGACACCAAGGUCGUCAAGUACGUGGACGCGCCGCACCACGCGGUGCCGCGCGGCGCGGGCGCCGUGGAGCUGGUCGCCGGCAGGGAGUGCGCGCUGGUGCAGGAGGUGCGCACCGUGCCCCGCCGCUCGUACAAGCUGUCCUUCGCCGUCGGGGACGCGGCCAACGGGUGCGAAGGGAACCUGGCCGUGGACGUGUCCGCGGGGCGCGCCGCGAAGCUGAACGUGCCGUACGAGUCCCACGGCACGGGCGGGUACAAGCGCGCCGAGCUCGAGUUCGUGGCGACCGACAAUCUGACGCGCGUCGUGUUCCAGAGCGCCAACCACUACACCAAGUCGGACGCGACGCUCUGCGGCCCCAUCAUCGAUGAUGUUCGGCUCGUCCCCGUGCACGCCCGCCGGCGGCGUAUGUAGAGGGCAUAGUAGAGUUUGUUUGGAAGAGUUUUAGUUUUCAAAACAUUAAUCUAGAGUACGUAUCAGCUUCACCAUGGAGGAGUUAUCUACCAUCUAGGCUUCCAACAUGGAACUGACAAGCCCUUUUGGUUUGCAGCGCAAUUGUGCGAAAUGGUGAAAUGCUGAUAAUAUGUCACUGUUGCAUUAAGUUUUUUUUUUCAAAUGGACAAAUAUCGUUUUUAGACGCUGUUUA
Molecule: messenger RNA, 1496 nt
Organism: Sorghum bicolor (sorghum)
Lineage: Eukaryota; Viridiplantae; Streptophyta; Magnoliopsida; Poales; Poaceae
Exons: 3
Coding region: 131-1264 (377 amino acids)
Source: RefSeq, a predicted model, not a curated record